UUAGGACUGAGUUUUCAACAUCAGCAAGAAAUUCCUCACUUUUUUCUGGACUAGAAGUCAAAAACGUUUUUGCAUAUCGUGGGCGAUUGGCAGAUAAACAAAAUGCAGAAUUUGAAAACAAUACUAAGGUUAAAUAGGUACAAUUGGUACAGGAUAUCUCAAGGAUGUUAUUAUAGUAACGUUGCAGCGGCGGGAGAAGUCAGUAGGACAGAAAAACUGAAGAUGCCUCCUCCCGAAGGAUUGGGCGGACCAGAUAAUCCAAAACUUAUCAAAUUGGUAAAUGAAAUUAGUGCACUUAAUCUGAUAGAAGUAUCUGAACUCAGUGGAAUGCUGAAGAAGAAGCUCAAUCUGCCAGACGCAUCUUUUAUGCCAAUGGUAGGAGGAAUGGCUCAAGUAUCUCCAACGGAAGAAGAAGAAGAAGAGGCUACUCCUAAAACUGUCCAGACAGCCUUUAAAGUAAAACUAAUGAAAUUCGACGAUAAACAGAAGGUGGCCCUCAUUAAAGAGAUAAAGAAUUUACUUGAAGGAAUGAAUUUAGUGCAGGCGAAAAAGUUUGUAGAGAGUGCUCCUGCAAUUGUGAAGGAAGACAUCCCCAAAGAUGAGGCUGAAAAACUCAGAGAGGCACUUACGAAAGUGGGCGCUGAUAUUGUAAUUGAGUAAUCAUUUUGUAAAUUGUCUCUUGAUUUACAUUUACUAGAAAAUAAAAAAAAAUAGCCAUGUGAA
Phlebotomus papatasi is the source of this 723-nucleotide messenger RNA. It is a transcript of the gene mRpL12, whose product is annotated as 39S ribosomal protein L12, mitochondrial. The record is from RefSeq and is a predicted model, not a curated record. The coding region runs from base 103 to 660 and encodes 185 amino acids. NCBI's taxonomy places the organism in Eukaryota, Metazoa, Arthropoda, Insecta, Diptera, Psychodidae. The transcript is spliced from 2 exons. Gene Ontology annotation, cellular component: ribosome; mitochondrial large ribosomal subunit. Gene Ontology annotation, molecular function: structural constituent of ribosome. Gene Ontology annotation, biological process: translation; mitochondrial transcription.